AAACAACAGAAGGAACAAGUGGAGCAUCAGCUGGAAGAAGAAAAGAAAGCAAACAAUGAAAUACACAAAGCACAAACAGAGCAGUUAGAGACAAUCAACAUCCUCACGCUGGAAAAGGCAGACUUGAAGACCACCCUUUACCAUACUAAACGUGCCGCCAGACACUUUGAAGAAGAGUCCAAGGAUCUUGCUGGCCGCCUGCAAUACUCCUUACAGCGCUUUCAAGAAUUGGAGCGGGCUCUCUCUGCUGCGUCUACACAGCAGCAGGAAGAGGACAGGUCCUUGAGCCGCAGUGAAGCAGUCCUCCAGCGGCAGUUACAGCAGACCAGAAAGGAGCGGGCGCUGCUGAACACACACGUGACACAAGUGACAGAGUCACUAAAACAAGUCCAGCUAGAGAGAGAUGAAUAUGCUCAACAUAUAAAAGGAGAGAGGGCCUGGUGGCAGGAGAGGAUGCGGAAAAUGUCGAUGGAGGCUCACGCAUUGAGGGAGGAGAAGAAGCAUCACAUACAUCGGAUACAGGAGCUGGAGAGGAGCUUGUCCGAAAUCAAACACCAGAUGGCUGAGCCCCCAUCCCCGGUGGACCCAGCAGGGACAUCUGAGGUGGAACAGCUACAAGAUGAGGCCAAACACCUGAGGACGGAGGUGGAAAGUCUGGAGGGAAAGCUCCAAUUCCAUGAAAACAAUCAGGCCUUGAGUCUCCUGAGCAAGGAACAAAAGGAAAGGCUCCAAAAGCAGGAGGAGAGGCUCCAAGAGAAGGAAGAGAGGAGGUUGCAGGAGGAGGAGAGACUAUGUGAGCAAAAGGAGAGGCUUCGGGAGAAGCAGAAGAGGCUGGGGGAGCAGGGUGAGAGGCUGCGAAAGCAGGAGGACAGGCUACAAAAGCAGGAGGAGAGGCUGCGAAAGGAGGAGGAGAGGCUGCAAAAGCAGGAGGAGAGGCUACAAAAGGAGGAGGAGAGACUGUGGGAGAAGGAGGAGAGGCUGCAAAAGCAGGAGGAGAGGCUCCCGCUCUCCCAGAACCACAAGUUCGACAAGCAACUGGCUGAGCCACAGUGUGACUUGGAGGAUCUGAACAACAAGAACAAGAGCGCACUGCUGUUGGAGCAGCAAGUAAAGGAGCUGCAGGAGAAACUGAGCGAGGUGAAUGAGAUG
Messenger RNA from Piliocolobus tephrosceles (Ugandan red Colobus), 1149 nucleotides. Its product is annotated as golgin subfamily A member 6C-like. Gene Ontology annotation, biological process: Golgi organization. Gene Ontology annotation, cellular component: cis-Golgi network; Golgi cisterna membrane; Golgi cis cisterna. NCBI's taxonomy places the organism in Eukaryota, Metazoa, Chordata, Mammalia, Primates, Cercopithecidae. The record is from RefSeq and is a predicted model, not a curated record.